GCGGUACUUUUUCACCGGGACAAUUAAGCAAACACCUUCUUGUGUUGGGUCGGCUAUGCGGUGGAAGAUUCCCUCUUCCACUGCGACGUGGGUCACAGCAGGGGCGGAACCAGGGGGAGUGAGCCGGUGCUGGCGCCACCUCUUCGCCGGAGAUUUUUCUUUACUAGCAUUGGGUAUUUAGACUGCCACCCCUGUAGCUUCAUCUUCUUCCUUGAGAAUAGACCUGCGGCCGGUGCUCGAUUCAGCGAAGCGGAGAGAAAGAAACGCCCAGUCUGUUCUUUUUUACGGAGUAAUUAAAUCAGUCCGCCAAACGACGUCGUUUGGUUAAGUGCACAGUAAUAAAGGAAACGACGUCAUUUUGGACCCAAAUCUUAUCUACCCGUUUCACCUUCCCUUGCGAUGUUGCAUGUCGUUCCUUCGCUACAGACCACAUCCCAGUCCGGCAUCCAGCAUACAACAGACUCGUAGUCCCGCCUUGGCCCCUUCGUCCUCAAUCGCCGGCUCGCCGCAUCGUAUCUGGACUCUCCGUCGCUGUGUCUCAGAUUUGCCUCCGGCCGCCCUAUCUUGUUUCUCUGAGUCUCCGACAUCGAAGUCCAAACUCUGAAGUCUGAACUCCUCUUCUCCGAACUUCCGUAGAUUUCUGGAAAUCCGCUUCUGGUUGAUGGAUUUUACUAUGGUAGAGCCACUGGAAUGGCACCGCGUGCAAGGUUGGUUUUCUUACAUACAUAAAGUCAUUGCACACCAUUCACUUAUGAAAAUACAAACCACCAUAUAUUAAGUCUAGAAUUGUUUUUGUUUUUGAGUUUACAUUUUUCUAAAAGUAUGAUAAAUAAACCUUAAUUUCAUUAUUUAUUAAUAUGAGAAUUAUCUUCUCUUAUAAGGAUAGACAUUUUAGAAAUACGAUAAAAGCUUAGGAUGUUUUUACUUGGACUAUUUUCAGUCCUAGACCAGACCGAACCAGUCUUAAACAUAUCAGGCUAGACCAAACAAGACUUAAAUAGACCAAACCACACACUUAAAAAAUCAAAUUUCCAAGGCAAAACCAUACACUUAAAAAAUCACUCAUCUUUUGAUAACCUAAAAACUGUCAAUAUCUAGAGAGAAGAGAAAAAAUAUCAUGAAAUGUGAAAGCCCAAAGUUUUUUGACUUUAUAAUCCUAAAGUGCAGUAUGGUUUCCUCAUUUGAAAUGUAGCAUUACACUGAUAGUUUAUAAUUAAAGUUCUAUGAAAUAUGUAGAAUCAGCCUGUCAGGUAGUAUCAAGUGCUCUGUUAUGGACAUUUUUUCAAACACACACCAUCGAUCAAACCGAGCUAUAAGUGGUAUUAUUCAAUCAAUAAUAAGUUAUGAAGUAAACAAAAAUCUCUUUGUGGCCUUAAGGAUGCAUAUUUUCUUGUUUUAACGGAUAAAAGCAGACAAUGGUAACAGAGCACAAUCAAGCAACUGCACCCACUGUCAAAUUGAAAAUAAUAAUCCCAACUAUUGUCGGUCCGCUGAUAAUAAUCCCAACUAUUGAUUAUUUUUGUAUAAUCCCAACUAUAUGGACCGUCCGCCAAUAAUGGUCCAUGACCAGAUAUUACCUCCUAAAUAAAUGAAUUUUAAAUAGAAAUUAAGUGUAAAAAUUAAAAGUUGAGAUUAUUUAUAGGAAUUACUUGCUAUAUCUCUUCUCAUCCACUUCAGAAACUACAAGAAUUUAUUUAUAGGGACCAUUAUUGGCGGAAGGUCCCUAAAGUUGGGAUUAUUCCGAAAUAAUCGAUAGUUGGGAUUAUUAUAAGCGGACCACCAAUAGUUGGGAUUAUUACUAUCAAUUUUUCCUAAUUUCUAUUAAAGUCUUAUGAAAUUGUAAAGAAGCUAAUGCCGCUACAGAACUUAAGACUAAAUCCAUGCCCAUGUGCCUAGGGGCAAUAGUACUUUCAUCUAUAGAAAACCUACUGGUGAAUCAAUUAGCUACUAUGCUUGAGUAACCAAUGAAAUCGUAUUAAGCAAACAAGUGUGAAUAGAAACUACUGCACAUUAGUUUGCCAUAUCAUGUUUGAUUUGUGUCCCAUAAAAGAUACUAUCAAUAACUGCAUAUGACUGUACUAAAAGCAACAAAUAUAUGUGUUUGAGGAUUUAAUCAUUUAUAGAGUAGAAUACAUAUUGUUGUCAACAAAACUCACAAACCUAGCUUUUUACUCUCCAACCUUACCUAACACCUUCAUGCACAAUAUUGACAAGAGAGACUAUAUUAGAUUAAAAGAUUCCUUAUUUAUGACUAUUAGAUAUAACAAUAUUUUGCUAACCCUACUUAUGUGAGAAUUCAAAUAUCAUCUAUAUUAAGGUUUUAGUGAAACUGAUAAAUGGAAGUGAAACUAAAAUCUGCAUAUGUCAAUUGAAGUGAUAAAUAUCAGUAUCAAUUGAAGUAUCUAUAUUUACACACCCACACACCCAAUCAUAAAAAUAAAUGGAAGUGACCUCAUACGUCAAUUAAUGUGGACAAAUGAUAUAUAGUGAAACUAAAAUCUGAUAAAAAUAACAAGAUAAAACCUACUUCAUAACCACUUUUAUAGUUUUACGAGAGGAACUCAGAGGAUAUUGUGGAACCGACUUGUAUAAAAAGUUAAAAACAAGGUAGAAAUUUGAGGAUAGUAAAUGACUUACAACAAAAGGAGGGGCAGAAUUGAGAAAUUUAUAUCGACACUCCAUGGAUCAUGGCAAUGAAUUUAUGAUCGCAACACUUAGGGAACAAUUAUAGGGCUCCAUAAUUAUCACUACGGAGGGCCUUCAAAUAUCAGACAAAGAGUAGCAAGUAUGAUGAUAUUGAGUGAAAAUAAUAUUAGAAUGAAUCAAAUCAAAAAAAUUGACCUGUUGUAAAAAGCAAAAACACCGAUUCAGCGGAGAUUGGGAUGAGACAACUGGUUUUCUUAACACUGAAAAUGGACCAGUCAAAUAAAUUGACCUAUCGUAACACUGGUUUUCAGUCCCAAUACAUAAUAAUCUGGCCUAUGUAUCAAUAGAAUAUGUGGUUGAGCAAUCUUAAAAUUGCCUCCUCUCCUUGAUUCGCAUUCUUCUCGGUGACAAAUACCAAAAACAAGGAAAAUAAUGAUUAGGUCAUGGAUUUAUGAUCAUAAUGGAAUAUGCAUGAUAUAUUAUUCAUAAAAUAUACUCGUAUAAUUUCGAAUAUGAAAAACUCGAUCAAGACAGCCAUACAUCGACAUCCGUCGGCCACCGUGGUUAGCUAUUGAGCAUAUCUCCAGUCAAUGAAAGGCACGGGAACCCCAAGCCAGGAUACGGUUUUUGUGUACAUAUUCAUAAACAUCGAUCUUCCUACCAAAAUAUUCAAUGUUGUUUCUUGUUAGAUGUCCGAUUGAUAGGGUUGGAACUUGGAAGUCGAAAAGAUGACGGAAAGAAACACUAACGGAAGACAUAAAAAUUGAGCUUUAAUUAACGGGAGGCAUAAGGACCGGAUAAAGAAAACAUGAAUGGUACACCACCUUCAGCAGAAUUUACAAUUUAAUAAUGCUAUAGAGGUACACCAACAAAAUUUUCAUGCCCAAAAGGGUAUUAACCAUCAUUCAUCUUUAUUAGUUUGUAGAGAUGUGGUGUUUAUGCACUAUUAAAAUAGUACAUAUCAUACUCAUGUAACAACUAUGUCUAUCAACUUGUCUACUUUUCAUGCAACUGCUUCUUCUUCUAAUUUUAUGUGUUGCAUUCUAGUCUUGGACAUGUGUCAAACCUUGCCUAAGUUUUUAUAUGUACAUCUGGUCUCCUUUAAUUUGUGACUUACCCUUUGAUGAUAUAUCUUUUUAUAGUGUUGUAAAUUUGGAAAGUUUUCUAGUUUUCCUUUAAAUCUAAGUGUUUCCAUUUCAUCUACACCUUUCGAUUUAGUUCUUUCUAAUGUUUGAGGAUCAUCAACUCUAAUAAAGCCUCUUUUUUAUCUUGUGCAUACGUAUACCGAAUUUCAAACAUAUACGGAAUUUCAAACUUAUGUGAACACUCAACACUCAAUGUCUGUUUACCUUAUUAUAGGAUUCCUACUUCCCACAAUAUUUAAAUUUCUCCAUAUAUAUGCUAGGCUUUUUCAUCACAAUCCCAUGUGUACUCAUCUUAGGGUGUUUGGUUCUACUUUCUUUGUUUACUGCCCUCAUGUAGAACGUACUAUGUUUUCUUUUCAUGUUGAUAUUUGUGUAUUUCGAGAUUAUGAGAUUACAUAGAAAAAGCUAUUGUUGUUAUGACCUUUCUUCACGAAAAUUGUAUGUUUUUGAAAGGUGUUUCCUUUAUUGAGCCCAAUCUUUUCUUUUCUAUCCCACCAACCUCACAUGACAUGUCCAUAUAUGAUCUUCCUCAAAUUGAUCCUUUCACUACUAAUUGUGAUUAUGAUCUUGUGCAUACACCUAUUGUUAUGCUUGAUUUUUGUUGCAACUUUUCUAACAUAGAUACCAUCUCCCCUCUUACGUACGGUUGUGUUUGCUAAUCUAGGUCCACUUCGCUACCCUAAACGUACCUGUCGAUUCACUCAAGUUUUAGAUUUCUAUUGCUCUCUUUAUUCUCCAUCAUUUACCUCAUUGCUUGUCAAUAUUGAUUAUGUUUGUGAACUGUGAGCCCACUUACUACUCUGGGACAGCUUGCAAACCUCUUUAGCCAGAAGCUAUGAAUGAGGAACUAUCUGGUAUUGAACAAAACAGAUACCCUGAACUUAGUCUUGGCAAAGUUGAAUGAGAGGGAGUUAGUAUUAUUUAUUCCCCUACAUAAAUUUUUAAGAAACAAAGUUGUCAGUUGUAGUGUACCUAGCUAAUUCAUCCUCUAGAGCGCAUACCUCACUUUGGAAUAAUAUCUCGAGUCUUGAUGACUUAUUUCCGUUUUUGUUGUCUUCAUUCUUUUAUGUGCUAAAUAUCCCCACUUGGAAUCUAUUCAUAGAAUAUACGCAGGGCCGGCCCAGGACAAGGCUGCCCAGUCCAACCGCACAGGGCCCAGAAAUUUGGAAGGCCCAAAAAAAUUAGUAUUAGAACCCAGCCCAAAUUCAUGCACCCAACUUUAACCCAACUGCCAAAAUCCCCAAGGCCAAACUCCCGACUCCAUCUUCGAUCAUCCGCCCAACCAAACCGCAAACCGUGCCCCACUUCUCAGAAAUUAGAAGGACGGCGAUUGGAUUGGGACGCAAGACAACAGCACUUUUCCGCUGCUCUUGUCGCUGGAGUGAAGUCGUGAAGGCUGGAGCCUAGAAAGAGGAAGACUGGACCGGACGAAUAAGGACUGAGCCAGACAACCAGUGACUCAGUGAGCGUUGACCACCAAGUGCCUGCCGCUAGGCCGCCACUGCCCCACUGUAACCCGCCUCCCUUCCGGUCAGUCCAUUGAUUUUCAAUUUUUCUGAUUCAUUUAGUUGCUAAUUUUUGGGAAUUUUCGAAUUAUUGAAUUGUUUGUUAAAUUGUUGAAUUGUUGAAUUAUUGUAAUUUGUUUAUUUUCUGUUUUUCUGAUUUCAUGUUUGUUGAAUUGUUGCAUUGUUGUUAUUUGUUGAUUUUUUGCAGUUAAACUAAACCAUUAAUUGAAUUGAUAACAAAUGUGUAAAUGUAUUUAGCAAUUAAAAUUUAAGGAAGUGGUAUAAAUAUAUUAUUAGGUAACUUCAGGUUGAUAAAUUAUAAUUAUAUUACUAUACUAGUAUAGACGUAUAGUCUUUCAUGUUUACACCCUAAUUGUAAACUGAAUAUUAAUUUAAAAUUUAUAAACAUGUAUAGGAUUAGGGGAGAAUUUCAAUAACUGGUAAUAAUUAUGUUUCCAUAUAAAUACCAAUCCGGUCAUGAGAAGCGUCAAAGGAAAAGAAGACUUGACGAGUUAACACAGUCUCAAAAAGGAGCUCUUGAUAAGUUCUUUGUUAAAGAAGUUAGAGAUGUUCAAGAGGGUGAACAACAAGAUGUGAAUGUUGAAAAUAAUGUUGAAAUACAUGAUCAGUGUGUUAACGACAUGGCUGAAAAUCGAGAUAAAGAGGGCCGGCCACAGAAUCGAUCUUUUAGAUGAUAGGCCAAAUAAUUCUGUUUUAUUUGACAUACAUGAUCCAAGAAAUUGCGAUGCUCUAGAUUCAAAGUUGAUAGACAUUUUGGUAGAGAAUGGUCCAAAAAGAGAUUUAAAUUUUGUGGAAGGGCCUAAAAAUAAAUUCUCUAGAAGAUUCUUAGCGGCAUUUUACACUAGAAGUUUGCCUAAUUGAGAGAAAUGUGAUAGAGACUAGCUUGUUAAUUCAAAGGAGCUUGAUAGGGUAUUUUACUUCUGUUGUAAGAUUUUUAGAAAAGGUGUAGGCAAAUGUUCUUUAGCCAACACGGGUUUUGAUGAUUGGGGACAUCUUAGUGCUAGACUAAGAGAACAUGAAACAGGCCAGGUGUGGAGCAUAUGGGUAACAUGAGGAGCUGGGUAUAAUUGAGGCUUCGAAUAAAAAAAAUGAGACAAUUGAUAAAUUAGCUCAUGAUCAACUUUUGAAAGAAAAGGAGUUUUGGAGACAAUUAUUGUUUAGGGUGAUUGCAACUAUGAAAUAUCUUUCUAAGCAUAAUUUGGCCUUUCUUGGAAUGAAUGAGCGGCUCCAUCAGAAUCAUAAUUGGAUUUUUUUAGGAUUAAUUGAGAUGUUGGGUGAAUUUGAUCCUAUUAUUCAAGAGCUUAUUCGUCGUGUCGACAAUAAGCUAAGGAUACUCAUCACCAUUUUCUUAGUCAUAAGAUUCAGAAUGAAUUGAUAGAGAUGUUUGCUUCAGGAGUGAAAUCUAAGAUCAUUAAAAGAAUCAAAGAAGCAAAAUAUUUUUAUGUGAUACUAGAUUGUACUCCUGAUUCGAGUCACCAAGAACAAAUGACUUUGAUAUUAAGAUGUGUUGAUAUCUCCUCUUAUCCGGUUAAAAUAGAAGAAUUUUUCUUGGAAUUCUUGGUUGUGAAUAACACGACAGGUCUUGGCCUUUUUGAAGUGUUGCAAAGUGUGUUGAAGUCUCUUGAUCUUGACAUUGAUAAUGUUAGAGGGCAAGAAUAUGAUAAUGGAUCAAACAUGAGAGGUAUGCAUCAAGGUGUGCACAAAAGACUCUUGGAUAUAAAUCCUAGAGCAUUCUAUACUCCUUGCGGUAGUCAUAACCUUAAUUUGACUUUGUGUGACAUUGCUAAUUGUUCUCGAAAAGCAAGAGAUUUUUUUGGAGUAGUGCAACGAAUAUACACCCUCUUUGCUAAUUCUACAAAAAGGUGGCAAAUUUAAAAAAAAAAAACAUGUCAAAGAACUCGGUGGGAAAGUCGUGUGGAAAGUGUCAAAGCAAUAAGAUUUCAAAGCACUGACAUUCGGGAAGCAUUGCUAGAAUUGGCCUAGACAGACAAUGAUUCUAAAAUACAAAGUGAAACUAGAUCCUUAGCUACAAAUGAUCUUUGUAAUUUUGAGUUUUGGCUUGCUACAAUUAUUUGGUAUGAAAUAUUAUAUGCUAUUAAUUUGAUGAGCUAAAAUCUACAAGAAAAGGAUAUGCUUCUUGAUGUUGCUAUUGUUGAAGUGAAAGGGUUAAUUUCUUUUUUUUUGAGAAGUAUAGAGAAAGUGGUGUUUCUAGUGCUAUGGAUGUGGCUAAAGAAAUAACGAGUGAAUUGAAAGUUGAACCAAUGUUUCCUCAGAAGCGUGUAAUCCAUAAAAAAACAAUUUGAUGAGAGUGUUGGUGAAUCUUCUAUAUCAUCCACAUCAACACCAGAAGAGUUGUUCAGGGUGGAAUACUUUGUCUACAUAGUUGAUCAGUCUAUUGGCUCAUUGACACGGAGAUUUGAGCAAUACAAAGUAUAUGAAAAUAUGUUUGGGUUCUUGUUCAAUUCUGAGAAGUUACAAUCUCUUACUGAUUCAGACUUGGAGUCAUGUUGCACUCAUUUAUAAACAGUACUGUAGAGGGAUGGGCAAUGCAGCGAUGUUGAUGGAAACGAUUUGUAUAUUGAGCUGAAGUUGCUUAGAGAGAUUUUGCCAAAAGAAAAGAUGGGGGCAAGAAUUUUGAAUUCUUUAAAAGAAAUGAAUUGUUUUCCAAAUGCUUUUAUUGCGUACAUGGUUUUGCUAACCAUUCCAAUUACCGUCGCCUGAGCAGAACGAAGUUUUUCCAAGUUGAAGUUGUUGAAGUCCUACUUGCGAUCAACUAUGUCACAAGAGAGAUUCAAUGGAUUGACAGAUAUCCAUAGAAUUUGAAACACUCGAAGAGAUUGACAUUUCAAGUUUGGUAGAUAACUUUGCAUCUAAAUUUGCUCGAAGAAUGUCUCUUUUUAAAUAAAAUGUAAGUUAUUAAUGACUUUUUUUUAUUUUUAUCAUUACGUUUAUUAGUAACUUGUAUUUUAAGACAAUUUGCUUGUGUUAGAACUUAAAAAAAGCCCA
Molecule: messenger RNA, 8323 nt
Organism: Cuscuta epithymum
Lineage: Eukaryota; Viridiplantae; Streptophyta; Magnoliopsida; Solanales; Convolvulaceae
Source: the annotation of a GenBank genome assembly